GUUAAGAACUCAGUUACUCAAGAAGAGCACAGGGAAAGAGCAUUUGGCUUGGAAGGGUGAGGACGUGUGCGUGGUGAGUUUUGGAAGGGAAGCGAACCAGAAAUAUGUCUUCAACAACCACCGGCUCCAGUUUACCCAGCGGCAUGAAGGUCCUGGCUACUUUCCCUGAUAUUCUGGCCAUUCCUGAAUUUGUAAGUAUAAUUUUCCACUGUUAAAAACGGAACCUGGUAGCUAGGACAUUCCAGUGCAAACCUAGGAACGUUUACUUGGAGGAAAGUCCGGCUGUAUCAAACAAGGCAUUUCACCCUUGUGUGUCUUGGGAUUGUGGCUUCUGCUUCUUAGUGACUUUCUGAGCAAAGUUUCUAGAUUUUUUCCCCAAGUUUGGUUAGCUCUCCCCCUUGUUCUCUCAUUUACUGGAACAUUUACUUUUCACUAUGAUCCCCUUUUUAGAAACAGCAAAUUAGACUGGUUAUCAAAUAUUUUAAAAGGAGAACUGGGAAAGAAAUUACCCUCCAAACCAGAUGUUGAUGGGAUUUGAGGUGUUUAAAUUCUGCUUCUAAAUGUUUUGCCUUGUUUCUGUGCACAUAUAUAUUUUAAUUCUGAGAGCAUGCUAAGUUAUUUGACCUUCAAGGUUAUACUCUGCCGCACAAAUCCAUGCGUGGAAACAGGUGUACCUCGUGCAGGUGUGUGUAGCAUUCAAGCAGCUAAUUAGUCAGGUGAACUGGUGGCCUAUGCAGUAGAGCAAAUCUUCAAGGUCUGCUGAGCAUGCAGCUUACUGGGAAGGCAUGGUUUGUUACUCUCUGGUAUGAAGAGAACUGGCAGGUUACUGUUACUCUACUUUUCAUGUUGAUAAAAAUCCAUUGUGCAAAUGCAAAGGUUUGGGCAGUGUAGAGUUGGAAAAAUGGCGGAGAAUUAAGACUGCUUCUGUCCAUCGCUAUUUUGCAGGUGGGAUCCAGUUAAUCGCUGGCAAAUUCAGCAUGCACAAUAAAAGGGGAUUUGUGCUGUUGUUAAAAAAAACCACAGAUUUGUGGCACAACAAUAACAGCCAUGUUUUGUGGUUAGGAAAGUGAUAGUAAAUGCAGACAUUCCAGUGUCCUGGUUUCAGAUUUGAUCCCUGAAUCUCCCACUUUUCCUUAGGAUGUCUCUAUUUUCAUUAGAGAAGUGUUGGAGGCUAUGGAGUUAUCCAACCCUCCAGCCGUCUGAAGGCAAUCCUGUAUAGGGAAGUUUUUUUAAAUGUUUAACAUUUUAGUAUGUUUUUAUAUAUGUUGGAAGCUUCCCAGAGUGCUGGGGCAACCCAAUAAGAUGUGUGGGGUAUAAAUAGUAAAAUUAUCAUUAUGGAAUGGGACGUCCCUAUCUUCAUCGGAGAAAUGUUGGAGGGUAUGAAAAUGCAUCGGAAAGUGGGGAUUGCUGAGGUGAUGUCAUAUAACCUCCCCACAAACUAAUUGGAACAAACGCUCAAUAACAAUGGAUGUUUUAUCGCCUACCUGCAAAUUUUGUGCAAGCAAACGAGAAUUAAUGAAUGCUCAAGUCUGGAAGAGACUUAAGUGAUGGUGAGGGGUUAAGCAGGAAUGGCAACUCAUUCAGCUCUUACAGUAACUGGCUUAAUUUACAGUUAAAUCCUCUAAUAUUGGCCUCAUUGAGUUCAAUGAAGAACAUGGCUAUUGCAGCCUUAGGGAACAAUGCUCCCUUCCAUAACUUUCCAUGCCAGGAAAGUGUUUAUUGCCCUCCUUUACUAUCUAGCCCUCCUUUCAAGAUGUUCUCUCUUUCAUUCAUCAUCACAACAACCCUGUGAGGUAGGUUAGGAGGAGCGUGUGUGAUUGGUCAGCCAGUGAGCUUCCUGGCUGAGGGAGACUUUAAACCUGAGAUUCCAACACAUUACCUAUUACAGCUGAACAGUUGGGUUCUACUUGGGCCUUGAGCAGUGUGAAACAGGCGGAAAUUUUGGCACCAAAGUGGAAAGGUCGCAGCUAUUGAUUUUUGAUCUGUUGUGUUACAUGUCUGAGGUCCAGGAGCUCAGCUGAAUGGGAGCCCCAGGACUGCUUGAAGAGCUCAUUACAUCUGCCUGUUAUUUUGCCUAAACAUUUGUGCCUCUUAUCAAGGCUGCUAAUACUCUAUACCUUUAAAACACAUUCAAAGCACUUUCUUUCCCUUCAAGCAUUCAGGGUACUGUGGUUGACCACACACACACUCUGAGCUGCAAUUCCUAGUGACCCUUAACACACUACAGCGUCCAGAAUUCUUUGAGCAGGGAAAUGUGCUUUAAAGGUAAAGUCUGUACACAGUUCUAUGUGCCUACCUCUGUUGCAGCCACCGGAUGUGGUUUAAACAAUACAUGAUUGUUUAUUCAUUAUUUAGCACCUUUUCAGCUAUAAAAGGUCCAUGUACGGUUUGGGGUUGGGCCAAGGUAUAUGUGUGGAGGUCUAACAAUUUGCCCUCAUUCUGAUCCCCCACCGCUGCCCAAUUUAAGGCCAUUUUAGAUAUGACAAAUAACCACACAGGAAUGCUAGUUGUGUGAUUAUUGUCACGUCUGCUUUGGCCCUUAAAACAACCCCCCUCCCCCAUGUAAAAUGAUAAGAGAGGAAAUGAAUGAAUGGAAUCCAACCAUCUUACAUAUGUAUAUAAAGAAACUAGGCAUAACAGAUUGCUUGCUACUAAAAGGAAAUGGAUUUGCAUAUGUAUCUACGUUUUCUUUUACAAGCAAUACUGUAUAUUGUUUGAUAUUGUUUAUGCUACGAUUUCAGAGGUACCAGUAAUUUGUAUAUUGGUUUAAGGAACUAGAUUUGUAUUUCUUUGAGAAACGUAGGGUGUAAGAGCCAACUCCUAGGGGCCUAGGUCCUUUCUGUCCUCCUCGCCAAUAAAAUAUUUGAGGGGACCACACACCCCAUAGUGGAUAGGCAUUGCCUUUCAAAUAGUGUGUGUGCACCAUGUCUUGUGAUCGAUUAUGGUGGUGAGCCUUACCUGCCCCCCCCACAAAUAUUUUAUUCAAGUUGCUACCCCUGUCGGAGGGCUCUGUUAAAUGUGACCACAGAGAGGUUUAAUGGAGGAGGGUAGGUGCUUCACCCAGCAGUUUAGCAAGCUCUGUUAAACCUUGACACAGGCUUGGCUUGUUGCAGGAGGGGAGGCAGAAAUGCUUGGGGCAACCUGUUAAGGGGUGGGUGAAGGGUGUAAUAGUUGGGGGGGGGGAGUUUGGGGGAAGGGGCGAUUGCCAAAUGGGUAUGUGGGGUUGGUGAGCAGAGGGAGCAAGGGUGGCCGACCCUAGUUAAACAUACACAUUUUUUUAGAGAGAAGGUGAACUACGACGUCAAAGGUUUUGCAUUAAUAUAUCUUAGGAAUAUUGAAUGGCUUAUAUAGCAGGAUGUGUGGUAUUAUUUGCUAUCCUUGAUAUUUCUAUUAUUAUUUAAAGUUUGUAUGGCCAUAAAAAGUGAAAUGAAAAGAAAGGAAAGGGAUUCCUCCAUUGAACCUGCUGUCAACAGCUGGUGAGAGUGAGUUGAAUAGAUGGAUAUCUUUGGACUAAGACAUCAAGGGGCUGGAAGAUCAGACUUUGGGAGCUCUCUCUGCAGAAGUCCUAUGUCACAUCUAGUUUGGCUCUAACCACCAAGUCAGCACAGUGUUUAGCCAUUCCUUUCAUUGGAGGAGUCCCCCACCAGCAGAUCCGGGUCCACUUGGCUACUGCUACAACAGGUUAAACUUUGGGGAAAUUCCAGCACCUUUGCCAGUGCUUUUCUCUUGGGUUGCUAGGGGUUGGGAUGGGCUAGUGGAAUAUCUCCUUAAUGUUGUCACCUCUGCGGACAGCACCUGGACCUUUAACAUCUGGACAGCAUGCAGAAAUUGGGUUUUUGUGUGUUUUCUGAUUGGAAGCUGCCAUCUUGGGUGAGCACCUCUCUCUGUUUUUGCACAAUUGUCUAAGUGACUUCUGUGUUUGUUUUUUCUUUUUUUAAAAUACAGCAACCCUAACCCUAGCUUUGCACUGUAAGAGUAAAGUAGGGCAUUUCUACGCUACUUUGGGGUGUGAUCUUGCUGUCAAAUGGACGUGUGCACUCCUUUGCAGAGUCCUCCAUUUGUAGGGCGACUGGAGGGCAGUCCUCUAUUUUGAAGGAUUACCCAGCCCUAAUCUGGUUUAACAACAGAAACACCUAAGGAAGGAAGGCCACCUAGAUAGCAAACACAUUAUCUGGUCACAGUUUUCCCCACUGUGGUACAAUGUAUUGUGUUUCUAUUUAAAUGACAGCAAUUAUUUUGAAGUUUGCAUCUAUGCAUACAGACCCUCCAAGCAUGGGUGUAGCCAGGCCUUUUAUAGGGAGAGGGGGCAGAACCUCAGUUAGCUAUGUAUUUUUAUUGAUUUCUAUUGAUUAUGGGGGGCAGCUGUCCCUCCCUGCCCCCCCAUCUACGCCCAUGCCUCCAACUGUCCCUAUUUUCCAGGGACAGUCCCGGAUUUACAGAAGGCAUCCUGGUUUCUGAUUUGAUCCUGGAAUAGAUCCAAUUAGUACGGUUUCAACAACAACAAUUCUAUUUAUACCCUGCCCAUCUGACUGGAAUGCCCCAGCCACUCUGGGCAGCUUCCAACAUAUAUGAAAACAUAAUAAAACAUUUAACAUUUUAUAAAACCUUCCCUCUACAGGGCUUCCUUCAGAUGUCUUCUAAAGGUUGUAUAGUUACCGUACUUAUCUCCUUGGUUCGGGGGUCGGAUAACUCCAUACCUUCCAACAUUUCUCCAUUGAAAAUAGAGACAUUAAGGAAAAGCGGGACAUUCUGAUAUCAAAUCAGAAACCAGGAUGGCUUCUGUAAAUCCAGGAUUGUCCCUGGAAAAUAGGGACACUUAGAGGGUCUGGAGGUGUGGGGCAGGUGAAGACUAGACUGAUAGGUGAUUUGUGGAGGUAUGUGGAAAGCCUAAUGCACAUUGCCAGCAACCAGCCGAGUGGGUAAGGCCAAACCAGCAUUUGAUGUAGCUCCACUGUCUUUUACUUAGAAGGACCAGGAUUUCACCCUCUGAGGACUGUGCAUUUGACUGCUCCACUUUACUGUUGUUACAUGUAGGAAGAUGGGAAAGGGACCAAGAGGUUACGAUGCAUUUCUGGAGGGCAAAACAAAUCGAGUUAUCAUCCUGGCAAUCCUGUAAAUCUGUUUUAAUGGCCUCUUAAAUGGUUUUUAUGGCUUGAGAGCCCCACACAAUACACAGAGAAAGGAAUGUAGAGCUAAAAACAAACUCAAAACGGGUCUGCCUUUUCUGAGAAAGGGAGAUUGGCUGGAGGGAGGAAAGAUCUGUGCCAAACGGGUGAAGAGUUUUAUGUCUGCCUUAGAUCAUGGGGGUGUCCCCCCAUGUCUCUAUUACAUCUUCCUAUAACCUGGGACCUUCCAGGUGUUGCUGGACUACAACUCCCAUCAGUCCUAGCCAGCAUGGCCUAUAUGUCCAGGGAUGAUGGGAGUUGUAGUCCAACAUCAUCUAUAGGACACUAGCUAAUGAACCUGGAAAGGUUAUGAGAACAAAGCUGUCUCUGGAAUGUACGAAAUGCAUAGCAACACCCAUCCCAGAGAAAGAGAGAGAGAGAGAGAGAGGGACUUUCUGGAGGGUAAGAGCAAAAAGAUGACCAAUCUGUGUACCUGUUGCAACAGCCCAAAGGUCCCAGCACACCCAGUUCUGUUUCUCUCUGUUAAGCAAACUGAUAAAAUACAGCGGAGCCCUAUUGUGGAGAUAGCAAGAACUAAAGCUGGCGCAGGUGUUGCCCACCCAAGGAAAGAUUAGGGAAUGGGUGCAGAAAUUUUGCAGCUUAAAAUCAACUUCCCACCCAGUUGACACAAUAGCAGAGAAUCUGAUAGGGAGGGGAGAUUAAGCAGAGGGUGGUGGCGAGGGAGAGAGGAGAGCCCAGUGGCUCCAGAGCUGGAGGGGAGGGGAAAGGAGGAUUAAUGGCCCGGUUGCUCUGCGUUGUGCAGUGGUUGCGAGAAACCUGUUAAACCAGGCUGCCUGCCAGGGAACAGAGACUCCAGCCGCCUGCCUGCAGCAUGUAAAAAGAAGAAGAAAAAUAUUAGAAAGCAGUUGAAAGGGUUGGGGGGUUUGCGUAACUGCGAAGCCCUCCCUCCCUCCGUCCCUCAGGGACCUCUGUCUCUGUCCCCUGCCAGCUAACCCAGGAGGGGAUAUUGGGGUUGUGGUGUGCAGCUGAAUGAAAAGGUCAGUGCCCAGUGUGAAGCAGCUGCGAAGAAGGCAAAUUCCACGGGAGGGUCCAUGAAGGAAAGGUGGCAAAAAUCUAACUCCCAAUAUUUCAAAGCCUUUAUACAAAUCUAUGGCGUGUGACCACACUUGGAACGGUAUGUUGUACAGUUGUGGUCUCCUCACCUCAGAAAGGAUAUUGCAGAGCUGGGAAAUGGCAACCAAAAAUGAUCAGGGGUGGGUUGGGUUGGAGCAACUCCCUUAUGAGGGAAAGCUACUGCAUUUGGAAUUUUUAAGUUUAGGGAAGGGAUGGAGGUGGCGCUGUGGGUUAAACCACAGAGCCUAGGACUUGCCGAUCAGAAGGUCGGCGGUUCGAAUCCCCGCGACGGGGUGAGCUCCCGCUGCUCGGUCCCUGCUCCUGCCAACCUAGCAAUUCGAAAGCAUGUCAAAGUGUAAGUAGAUAAAUAGGUACCACUCCGGCGGGAAGGUAAACGGCGUUUCCGUGCGCUGCUCUGGUUCGCCAGAAGCGGCUUAGUCAUGCUGGCCACAUGACCCGGAAGCUGUACGCUGGCUCCCUCGGCCAAUAAAGUGAGGUGAGCGCCGCAACCCCAGAGUCGGCCACGACUGGAUCUAAUGGUCAGGGGUCCCUUUACCUUUAAGUUUAGGGAAAAGGAGACUGAGACAGAAUGUGAUAAGAGGUGUGUGCGAUUAUACACGGGCUGAAUCUGGACACAUCAAAGAAGCGUUUCAGUUAAAUGCCUUGUAAACUUUGUAUGAGAAAUCAGGUUAGCAAAAACGGAACUCCACAGCGCCAUCUGUUGGCACAGUGUUACUAUGCAUAAACAACACAUAUAAAGUGCUUUUUCUUUGCCAAUGUAGCUGAGUCUGUGGAAAAGCAGGUGGAGGAAAUUUUUUCUCCCUUUUCCAUAUUGUUAGAACCUGGGGCCAUUAAAUAAAGCCGAAUGGUGGGAAAUUCAUGACAGAGAAAAGGAAGUCGCUCUUCACACAGCAGAAAAGCAUAUAAUGUGAUUUGCCACCACAAGGUGUGGUGGUGGCUACCAGCUGGGAAGGUUUUAAAAUGGGACUAGACAAAUUCGUGGAGGAUAAGACUAUCUGUGGCUACUAGUCGUGAGGAAGCUUUGUUUACUUCACUGGCAGAGACAGCAUGGCUCUGAAUACAGGUUGCUGGGAAACCCAUAUAGAAGAGGGCUGUUGUGGGCUUCCAUGAUCAUCUGACUGGAAACAGUAGGAAUCAGGAUGCUCAUUUAUAUAGGCUUUUGGUCUGAUCCAGCACAGCUCUUCUUAAAUUCUUAAAUCUCUAAAUGAGGCUCUGGUUGAACAUCUUAAUGCGGCCACGUGUGAAGUUAUAGGAGAGGGGAGAUGUUCAAGCCUAGUGAGGAAGCACCUUUUUCUGGCCUCAUAGCUUACUUGGCAUAAAAACAGGGGACAAAAUGGCCUCCGGGACAGAGUAGUUGCACCAGAGAAUUGACGCAGAGUAAAACAAAAAGUUUAAGCCUGCAGUAGCUACUGGUGGCCCUCCAGAUUUUGAUGGAAUUCAAUUCUUAUAAUCCCUGGCUAUUGUCCAUGCUUGAUCAAGUUGGAAUCCAAAAGAGGAGACUGAGAAGAGAUAUGACAGCCAUCUUCAAAUAUCUCAAGGACUGUCACAUGGACGAUGCAGCAAGCUUUUCUCUCUCUCCUGCUGUUGAGGGCAGGACUCAAACCCAUGGCUUCAAAUUACAAGAAAGGAGAUUCAGACUAAACAUCAGGAAGAACUUUUUGACAGUAACAGCUGUUUGACAGUGGAAAAUUCUCCCUUCAGAGGGUGUGAACUCUCCACCAUUGGAUGUUUUUAUGCAGAGGUUGAAUGGCCAUCUGUCAGGAAUGACCCUUGGGAUCCCUUCCAACUGUACAGUUCUAUGAUUUGAUAAACAUCUGGAGGACCAAAGGUUCCCUACUCCUCCUGUUCCAGAGACCUCCAUCAAUGAAGGCGACCCUUGUUUAAGAAGAACCUUCCACUCACUGAAUUUUCUCUCGCAAAUCCCCCAAACUUAUUUAGCAUUGCCCAGAAAUGUCUUGGGAAGCCCCUAUUCACCUUGCCAUAUGUCAUUCUGUCCCGAUUCUACCCUCCUCACUGCACUUGCCAUAGAAUCGUAAAAUUCUAGUCCACUGUAAUGCAGGAAUCUCAACGAAAGCAUCCAUGUGAGAUGGCCAUCAAACUCUGCUUAAAAACCUCCAGUGGAGUCCACCACCUUCCAAGGAAGUCCAUUCCACUGUUGAACAGUCAUACUUUGUGACAUCCCAGACACCCAUUGAAUCAGGAGAUUUGGCUGCAUGCCGGGGAAGAAUGUGUCAGUGUCAAGCAACCUAUGCCCAUUUCUAAGAGGACUUUGUAUGCCUGUCUGAAGCAGUGACGUAGCUAGCCGCUUGGGUGCCUGGUGCUGCGUGCGCGUCCUGCAGCUGGGGGUGGGGCAAGCUGCCCAUGGGGGUGGGGCGAGCCAAGGCAGGGCACGCUACAUGGAGCCUCUCCGCCUCCUCCCCCUCAGCUGUAGGGCGGCUGAGGUGGUGAGCAGACGCAAGCCCCACACUGCUUGAAAAAGCAGCGCGGUGGAGAUGUAAGGAAAAGGAAAGAACAUUUUGUCAUAUGUGGUGGGAAUGCAAAUGCAUUAAAAAAAAUGGGAAAUGAUAUACAAUGAAUUGAAAAAAAAAUGUUUUAAAUGAAUUUUGUCAAACACCCUGAAGCCUUUUUGUUAGGAAUCUCAAAUCAAGAGCUACCAAAAGAAAAAUGGACAUUAUUUAUGUAUGCUACAACAACGACAAGAAUCUUGAUUGCACAAUAUUGGAAGAUGGAAGAAAUUCCAUCAAAGGAACAAUGGCAAGAAAAGCUGAUGAACUAUGCAGAAUUGGCUAAGUUAACAGACAAACCACGAGAGGACAAAAAGGACUUCAAAAGAGUCUGGGAACCAUUUACAGUUUAUUUGCAGAAACAACAGAAUGGACUGGAUUCACUGGCGGGAUUUGAAUAAGCUAUCACACCUUCAUUUGAGUAACAGAUAUUUACAGAAAUGAUAAGGGGUUUUAUUUUUGUGUAGGAAAAGUAGGAUACGAUAAAUAAAACUAAAUAACUCAGCAGAGGGGGAGUUGAGGGAAGUCCAGAGGAGGGGAGGUAGAAUAAUUGUAAAUAAAACGAUGAAUGAGAUUUGUAUCAUUAAUUGUUCUAAAAUUCAAUAAAUAUUCCAAAAAGAAAGAAAAAAAGAAAAGAAAAAGCAGCGUGGAGCUUGCAGACAGCCUCCCCCUCAGGAGAGACGCAUGACUCAGGCACGCUGCAGGUCACACAGUGUGACACACAGUGCCCCCCGCCUCACCUAGCUACCAGUGGCGUAGGAAGGGGGGGUGCAGUGGGUGUGGGAGUUAUUUCCCCCCCACAAAAGUGUUGUGAGCCCUUUUUUUAAAAAAAACACCACACAGAUAUUUUUGCCAUGUUGUCACCCCCCUCAGUGAUGACACCCAGGGCAGCCUGUACCCCUGCACCCCCCCUUCCUACGCCACUGGUCUAACGUAUUCAUUGCUAGCAAAUGAAACAACCUGCCCAUGAUCUGGCAACAUGCCCUGCAGCAGAUAUUAUGCUUGUUUCCCUUUAACCCAGAGAGUUGUCCCUGCAUUUGACACCAGUCAUUCUUGUCAUACCACGUCACUCAGAAGUUUCCAAAUGUAGCACGUAGCUGGGGGAAAGCAGCCCAGUCCAGUUUGUGUGUUGAGUCAAAGCACAGUGUUGCACAAGAAGAGGUGCUACGGUCACAGGAAAGCUCUAGAACUGGAUACAAAUUCAUACCAUAACAUGGAGCGUCCGUAACAUGAAAGAGGCCUCGGAACCAUAAAAUGCUAAAAAGAAGUUAUUGUUCCCUAGGCCAGGCUUCGCCAGCCUGCUCCCCUCCAGAUAGGUUGGCCUGCAGAACCCAUCAGCCCCAAGGAGCAUGGCCAGUGGUAACGGAUGAUGGGAGCUGUAGUCUAGCAACUUCUGGAGAGCACCAGGUUGGGAAAGGCACUACAGGCAACCUUCAGGUAGAGCAUCUGCAACCAUGAAGGCUUCUGUUGUAAUAAGACUGUCACUCUUAAAGGUGCAAAAGGACAUGGUGCUCAUAAUUCAUGAUCCCUGACCACUGGUCCUGCUAGCCAGGGUUGAUGGGAGUUGUAGUCCAAAAAAAGCUGGAGAUCUAAGUUUGGGAAACCCUGAUCUAGAAGAACAGCAGCCCUGGGUUCUCCUCUUCUAUCAUCUUCUAAAACAAGAUGUAUGGUGUGAUCAGGAUGAUGAAGAAGAGGAGUUUGGAUUUGAUAUCCUGCUUUAUCACUACCCGAAGGAGUCUCAAAGUGGCUAACAUUCUCCUUUCCCUUCCUCCCCCACAACAAGCACUCUGUGAGGUGAGUGGGGUUGAGACUUCAAAGAAGUGUGACUAGCCCAAGGUCACCCAGCAGCUGCAUGUGGAGGAGCGGAGACGCGAACCCGGUUCCCCAGAUUAUGAGACUACCACUCUUAACCACUACACCACACUGGAUGUUCUUCUGAAGACUCUUUUCCUGCACACAGAAGCCCAGUGAAUCAGGGCAGGGGGAUCUGGAUGCUCUUACCUAGCUUCCACCAACCUGGUGCCCUCCAGAUGUUUCAUACUGGGGCUGAUGGGAGUUGUGGUCCAAAACAUCUGGAGGGCACCUGGUUGGCAAAGGCUGAUCUUAAUUAUGUACUGUCUUGGAAGGGGCCGAUGGGGCUUGUGAGCCUGGGAAGGUAGUCUAUCUAGGAGAAGGAAAACUAUGAUCCUAAACCUGCCUUGCAGAACAUCUUUGAGACAAGAAAAGGCUUUAAGGAGUAAUCCCAUCACAAAUCCUGAGUGAAGUCCCUAAGGCAGUUGGAUGGCGCCUUAUAUGCCUCCUUCCGGCAACUCCUGCAGCCAAGCUGGUGCCAAAUGUAUUGCUCUGCUUUCCUUUAGACCCCAUCAGCGAGUCUUGUCAUCUGGGCAGCCCAGGAGCUCCACACACACUGCCCAGGCUUCCGUCCUGGGAAGGGCACCUUUGUGGUUUGACUUCACCCCUGGAGGUAUACUCCAUUGUCUCUUGAGACCGUCAGACUAACUCCAACAACAAAAGCAACAUUGUCUUGGAACCAUUGACAUUGCCUUACCCUUCAGCACCUCACAAAAGAAAGAAAGGAAAAGGAACGUUCUUUGUUAUUUCCCUAUUUCCACACCAAGGAUUUCCCUGAGUUGCCCCCUUCUCUCCCAGCUGCUGCGCACGGCUGGGGGUGCCUUUCUGCCUGCAGUAUUCAUUAACUCCGCAUUUGCUCUGCCUUGCGCUGGCUUCUCGGGUAAUGUGUUGAUAAAUUGACCAUUGCAGAUUCCUCCGCAAUGGAUUUGCAUGUGGUUUAAAAAUAGCUGCUGCUUGAAUGUAUUCAGCAACGUUUCCUCUCUGGGGGGUGGGAAGGGAAUCAGCUUCUCUCCCCAUCCCUGCUGCCCAGAUUUAACUUCUAAAAAGGAUCGAACCCUCAGUUAAUUAUGAACUGCAUCCUUAACAUGCCUCUAAAUCACAUCUGCUCUGUGUGCGCAAUUGUACGUGUUCCAAGGGCAUCUCUACAAAUGUUAGGAUGCAAGAGGUAGACAACACGGUGGCUUCUGUUUAUUGGUGGUGGGCUCAACUCCCAUGAUGGGACACGGGUGGCGCUGUGGGUUAAACCAUAGAGCCUAGGACUUGCCGAUCAGAAGGUGGGUGGUUCGAAUUCCCGCGACGGGGUGAGCUCCUGUUGCUCGGUCCCUGCUCCUGCCAACCUAGCAGUUUGAAAGCACGUCAAAGUGCAAGUAGAUAAAUAGGUACCGCUCCGGCGGGAAGGUAAACGGCGUUUCCUUGCGCUGUUCUGGUUCGCCAGAAGCGGCUUAGUCAUGCUGGCCACAUGACCUGGAAGCUGUACGCCAGCUCCCUCGGCCAAUAAAGCGAGAUGAGUGCUGCAACCCCAGAGUCGGUCACGACUGGACCUAAUGGUCAGGGGUCCCUUUACUAUAGAGGGAUGGGUUCAUGUUGGCUACCCCGAGGGGUAAGGGCCAUAGUUCAGUGGCAGAGCAUCUGUUUUGCAUGCAGAAGGUGCUUGGUUCAACCCCCAGUAUCUCCACCUAGGUCUGCAAAGUCCCCUGCCUGAAACACUGAAUAGUUGCUUCCACUCAGUCAUUAUAGGCAAGUGCUUCCCAAAUUUGGAUCUCCAGCUGUUUUCGGACUACAACUCCCAUCAUCCCUAGCUAGCAGGACCAGUGGCCAGGGAUGAUGGGAGUUCUAGUCCAAAAGCAGCUGGAGACCCAAGUUUGGGAAACACUGGUAUGUAGACAAUACUGAACUAGAUCAGUGGUCUAAUUCAGCAAAAGGCAGCUUCUAUGCUAUUAUAAGGAACACGUGUAAUGUGAAGAGGAGGAGCUCCCGUCUUGAUGCCACUCCCCUUCUACACGCAUGUUUCAGAUGUUCAGUAGUUGCUCCCAUUGCUGAUGAUUCACACAUGAGAGGGAGGUAGCAGUCGUCGGCACCCGUCUGUCUGGAAAGACAAUGGAGUGCGCCUCCAGGGGUAAAGUCAAACUGCUGGAGAAUCACAGCGCCUGCUGUGGCUGCAGAGUCCAGUGAUUAGUAACUACUGCCUCCUUUGUUGUUUUUGCUGCGUUAGCAGCACUCAAGUGACCGCAUUGGGGUGCAAGCCUGGCAGUGUGCAUGGAGGUCUUAGGCUGCCCAGAUGACAAGACUCGCUGAUGGGGUCUAAAGGAAAGCAGAGCAACACAUUCGGCACCAGCUUGGCUGCAGGAGUUGUUGGAAGGAGGCGUACAAGGCGCCAUCCAACCACUUUGGAUUCGUGUAGGGUUUACUCCUUAGUCUUUUCUUCUCCAUGUUCAGAUUUUUCCUUGGGGUUUACUCCCAAAGCCUUUCCAAGAGCCAGUGUGGUGUAGUGGUUAAGAGCGGUAGUCUCGUAAUCUGGGGAACCGGGUUCGCGUCUCCGCUCCUCCACAUGCAGCUGCUGGGUGACCUUGGGCUAGUCACACUUCUCUGAAGUCUCUCAGCCUCACUCACCUCACAGAGUGUUUGUUGUGGGGGAGGAAGGGAAAGGAGAAGGUUAGCCGCUUUGAGACUCCUUCGGGUAGUGAUAAAGUGGGAUAUCAAAUCCAAACUCUUCUUCUUCUUCUUUCUCAUCAAUGAGUAUAAUUGCAAGGCAGCAGAAUUUUAGGUCCAGAGUAUUCCUUCUCCUAGACGGACUACCUUCCCAGUUUUACGAGCCCCAUCUGCCCCUGAGAGGCAGCAGUAGGCUUGGAGUAGCCCCAUACAUUGUAGAGGGCUCCCUCUAUAAAUGUUGUUUUUUUUUUGUACUUCUAAAGUAGAGAGAGAACGUUCCAGACAGUCUACUGAAGACUGAGCAUUCACAGUGGCCACAGAAUGCUGACCCCCUAAUAAGGUGAGAUGAGGCAGUUGCCUCAGGGCAGCAGGCUGCGGGCAGCUGGGUGAGGCAACAAGUCUGGCCUCUGUAGGGCCUGCCCUUCCUCUUCCAGCUAAUGUACCCACAACUGUGCAACUAUUAAGCCAUGUGCUCCCAGGUCAAGAAACUCAGGACCACUUGGGAGCAGACAGUGCAAUAGCCAUCGAGGUACAUUUUAGUAGCGUUGAUGAAAUAUUCUACUGUGUUGCUUUAAAAAAACCCCAACCCUCUUCACCAGGAAAGAAACUUAAAACCUGCAUUGCCUGGGGCUGCUGCGCUGAGCCUCACCUGAGAAAUGGUGAGCCAGCUUCUGUUUCCAUACAAACAAGAAAGCACUUUUCCUAUUUAGUUAGUUUGUCAGCUCUUGAAAACGGUACCUGGGUUGGAUCUGUGGAGUGGGGUUUGGGAGGGGGCCUGGUGCUGUUGGCAGAUUGUGAGGGAUGGGCAAGUCUUUAUCAGUUUUGGUUUCUCUCUGUUUUCCAUUUUUCCAGUUAAAUAAAUUCAGUUCUCCACAUUUCCAUGUGAGUUUGGUUUUUUAAAAAAUAAACAAGGCAUCGCGAAAAUCCAUCUGAAUUUUAGUGCAAUUUUCUCCUAAUAUACACAUUUUUGUGUGCCAUUUUGUAUGCAAUUUCUGUUAAAUAUAAUGCAUUUGUUUGCAUUAUAUUUCACUAAUAUAUGCAUUUUUAAUAGACACUUUACCCUCCCAAUAUACAUUUUUGUACACAUUACAUGGUUGAAGAACUGCAUUGCAAAAUUGUGAAGUGUGAAUUUUGAAGGAAGGCUGCAUUUCCAUUUGUGUAUUGUCUCAGAAAAUGUGAAUUAAAUAGGUUUGCCUAUUGAAUUUCUCUCUCCCCCAACCCCACCUAUUGCAUGGAAAAAUUCAGAGUGAUUUUUAUUUUAAUAUGAGCCUAUUUAACUGGCACUUCCUGAAACAACAUGUGAGCUAAGUUCCAACUUCCCUUUGGAAUAUGUCCCCCUCUGGGUUUUGCAAUGCAGUUUGCCAACCAUGAGAUGUACAUGAAGAUGCAUAUCUGGUGAGACUAUUGUACAACACGUAGCAUAUCAGGGGAAAGUGCUUACAGGAAUAGGUAUGUUUUUUAAUGAUAGACUGAUGCGGAAAUGUUGAGAUCUGAAGUUAGGAAAAAGAAGAAACUGGUGCCACCUUCAGACCAAUGCUGUGAGGCUGCUUUGCCUGUGACACCAUUAAAUGAAUGAAUGGGCAAGGCUUUAGCUCCCUGAUACAACAACUGCUGUGUAUGCAGAAGGUCUCAGGUUAAAUCCUUGGCAUCUCCAGGUGCGGCUGGGAGAGAUCCGUGUCUGGAACUCUGAAGAGCUGCUGUCGUCCACUCAGACACCCAUGAGUUAGAUUAACCAACAGGCACCUUCCUGCGCUCCCGGUUUGCCUUUACAGCCAAAACAUUUCUCUUCUCUCCAGUGCACACAUCUGCAUAAAGAGAGGUGCAAAAACGAAAACAAAUUUGCAGUCCAUGCUCACUCGCUUUUAAAAUACGUAUUUCAUUUUACUGACAAUGAAACAGUAAGCAAAACAAAAAUGAAACUAGGCCAACUCAAUGAUGAGUUGUUGACAUGGCACUUGUUGACAUGGCACAAAUAGGGUUGCCAUAUAUAUUUUUUUUAAAAAGGUGAAAAUCCAGGCACAUAAGUUGUCCAGCUUUCCCCUCCCCUUUUGCCAAAGUUGAUGAGCUAUUUGUUUGUUUGUUUGGGGAGGGGAAAGGGGUAGUGCUUUUUCUUCUUUGGGCCACAGCUGGUGAUCUUUUUUGCAAACACUAAAAAAAGAAAAUGACAUUUUUGAGAUGUUCUUAAAAAAAAAAAAAGCCAAAAAAUGAUACUUUGUCAUGGGUUGCCAUACGUCCGGGUUUCCCCAGACAUUUUAACCAGCAAAUGACAGCUGAAUCCCAGCUAUGUCCGGGAUAUUCCAGACGUAUGGCAGCGCUAGAAUGACAUUACCAAGAUGGACCUGAUGGCUCCUGAAAAAGUAUUACAGCCUAAAAGCAGACAGUGGCAGAGAUGUGAAAGUGGUGAGCUGACAGUAAUUUUGUGUGCAUGUGUGCAUGAAGAAAUACACAGGCUUUGUUUCACUUGGAGGUAGGGGUUAGGGACUGAGGGAAUUCAAGAUUAUCUAGACAAUCACAGGAUAUCUGCUCCUAGCAGUAAUUCUGGAAUGUGAGUAUGCAAAAAGGGACUUGUCACUAUCAGUACAUUUCUAUCCAGUGCUCUUAAUAUGCAGCACUUUUAAAUCAACUGAUGCUGCAGUCCUAUACACACCUAUCCGGGAGUAAGUACACUUUAAUUCAGUGGAGCUUACUUCUCAGCAGACAUUGUGCUUUAAAGCUCUACCUGCUUGAAUGGUCAAUUAAAGCCCUGCUUUUUAUAGUUUCUGCCCUGCUUAGGAGAGCAUCAUCCCCCGCCCCCAGUAUUUAGGUAACACCAAGUUAUUACGCAUGGUGUAGAGAAAGUUGGUAAAGAUGUAUUUUUCUCCCUCUCUCAUGGGCAUCCGACAAAGUUGAAUGUUGAAAGAUUCAGGACGGACAAUACAGUGGUACCUCGGGUUAAGUACUUACCGUAUUUUUCGCUCUAUAACACGCACCAGACCAUAACACGCACGUAGUUUUUAGAGGAGGAAAACAGGAAAAAAAAUUUCUAAACGAAAUAGUGGAUAUAUGAUUUUUGUGGUUCAUGCUGUGGCCACAGACAUGUGAUCUGACAGUGAGUUUGGAGUACCCCAAUGCAAAAAUCCUGAGGAUCCAUGUGGAUCCAUGCUUUGUAACCACGGAGGAGGGAAGGAAGGGGAACCAUAGAUCCUCUGCUCACGACUGCAGCAGAUCCCCCCCGCCACCCGCAGGCAUUCGCUCCAUAACACGCACAGACAUUUCCCCUUACUUUCUCGGAGGAAAAAAGUGAGUGUUAUGGUGCAAAAAAUACGGUAAUUCGUUCCGGAGGUCCGUUCUUAGCCUGAAAAUAUUCUUAACCUGAAGCACCACUUUAGCUAAUGGGGCCUCCUGCUGCUGCCGUGCCGCCGGAGCACAAUUUCUGUUCUCAUUUUGAAGCAAAGUUCUUAACCUGAAGCACUAUUUCUGGGUUAGUGGCGUCUGUAACCUGAAGCAUAUGUAACCCGAAGCGUAUGUAACCUGAGGUACCACAGUAGAAAGUACUUCUUCACACAGCACAUAGUUCAGUUUUGGAAUUCGGUGCCCAAAGAAGUAGUGAUGGUGAUCACCGUAAUGUAGAGUGGGCAGAUUCACGGAGAAUAAAGCCAUCAAAGGCAAUGCUCUACAUAUAUUGUCAGAGGCAUUAUGCCUCUGAAUACCAACUGCUGGGGAUCAUAACUGGGGAGAGUACUGUUGUGCUCAGGUUGGGCUUCUGGGCUUCCCACAGCCAUUUAGUUGGCCACCAUGAGAACAGGAUGCCUGGCUAGAUGGUCGAUUCGUUUCAGUAGUUGCUGGUGCCCAUAGAGACUGAUAGAGCAGAAGACUUAGAACUCAAUUGUAGUUGGAGUCAAUGACAGUCAGAGCUGGCUGAUUCUAGUUUUGACCCUAUUGAGUUAUAUCAUGGUAACACUGAGAGUAAGGAGAAGGAAACUGAUACAGAGGAAUAUACUGGGUGUAUGUAAGAAGGCAGGCAGGCAGAGGCUGGUUAAGGGCAGAGUUUGGUGAGGCAGUACCCCAUUUCCCCUAAUGGACCCCCUUCCACUAUUUCUUCUUAUGUUUUUAUCAGCUAACUAGGAAAAGUAAAAACUCCCAUGAAACACCUGCCUGAGCCUCAUUGUGCACUCUGACAGCAUAUACUCUCAAAUCAAACAGAUCUGAGAGAAGAUCGUAGAAGUAGCUAGUUUAUUUCAGAAAAAUCAAGCAAUAUUUACAUAAUUACAAGACACGGUGUGAAAGGAGGGAACAUAGUCAACACAGGGACUGCAAAAAAGCAAAUUUCAAAAGUCUUACUUUAAGGCUGUUUGAUGCAUUUUGCUGUUCCCUAAAGAGUCUUACCCAAUAGAUUAUUUCUGAGUUGUCCCGAUGAGAAAGAGAAGAAAGAGUUUUCCUGCCCCCAAAGCCAAAGAAGUUCUGGCGGAGGAAGCUAAGUCAGUAUAUUAUUUUCUCUAGACUUCUAGAGAUUUCCGAUGGGCUUAUGUGUCACAGAUAACAAAGAAAGGAACUAAGUUCCACAUUCUUUAACAAGGAACUAUUAAUGUCAUCAAAAGCCUGAUCUGGGAAUAUUAGCUUCCCCAGCGUGUUCCAAACAAUAGAUUUCCUUUAAUUUCCAAAACAAAAUCCUUAACUCUUAGGUCUUGGGGUUGACACCCCCCUCCCCAUUGUCUUUGGAAUUGCCUGAUCAUGAACUGCUUUAAAUUUUCCUCACUCCCAAGAACGUUCCAUCUCAUCUUCAUUCAUUUAUAUCUCAAACUGAAAAUAUUAACAGAACUAUUAUUACUAGAGAAUCUGCUAGAAUGAAUCCUUUAUCUUCUAUUAUCUUUUUUCCUGCUUAUACAAAUGUGGUAGAAGACUAAUUUAUAUGAGCGAAAGUUCUGCAACUGACAGAAAGAUGGCUUAGUUUGAAAACAAAGUGAAAAGGGCAGAGGUAAAAAAUCAUGACAGCGAAUCAAGCUUGAGAGGAAAAUAAAUCUACCACACCUUUUUAACAUGUGCUGUUACGAGAGAUUGGCAGCGAUAUAUAUAGACAUCAGGAGUCAGGUGAUGCUGAAACAAGGGAGCAAAGGUUUUGGCGGCUAAAAUGAAUCUUAUUUCCUUUCAUCUAUAUUAUUGUGCAAUAUGGGCAAAACUGGGACCAGGCAGGACAGUCACCUUAUUACUGGCUCCUGUAACUUUAACAGUAACAAGAUAUAAUAUUAGCAGAUGCUAGUGUAGAUCUCUAAGUUUCAUCUCCCCCUCCUCACAUAUUCUGCAUUUUUUGGUUGCAUUUCUUUUGUAAACAAUCAAGAUGUGCAUAAAUUUUGUGAAGUAGCAUUAAAUUGUUAGAGGAAAAGGAGGGCUUCUGGUCGCUUGGCAACCCGAUUUGCCGUAACGUUUUGCAUUGCUGGCCGGCAAUGUUCGUUCAGGGCUUCUGUAUGUUUGCCAGCUGAGCAUGGCAAGGUGAGCAGCAUUUGAAAGCUGGGCUGGGCAGCUGUUCCAGGUCCUUUCAUGCCAAUAUGUUUGUGGAAGGAGGGGCAGCUCCUGGCUAUGAUAUUAUUGGUCCUCUCCUCCAAUGCACACUGGCUGGGGAUGUUUGGCACCCCACCCCAGCAUUGCGCCUUUAGUUCUAAGAAUAGUUACAUUUGUACGGAGAGGCGUGGCAAUCUCCAGCAGCUGGAGGGAUGCCAGGAGCAGAGCGCUGCCUUUUGCCUUACUGGCGCUGCUCUCAGACUUCCCUCUUGGUACCUCUUGCUUAUCACCAGCACCACUGUCAAUGCUAAUGGCAAUCUCAGUUCUCUGAGUGCUGUUCCUUCAGAAGCCAAAACAGCACCAACCCACUGAGUGGUUAAUGUGCAUAACAAUUGACUGUUGUGCACAUUUACCAGCCUAUUGAGGAUUAUGCAGAAUGACUGGAGAAUAUACAAAAUUCAUUUGAUACAUGCCUAUUUCCCAAGGUCUGUAGGAGAAGAUGUAUAUUUACCAGGAAAUGUGCACAGUUCCGUCUUAAUGGAAGGAUUAAGUGCACAUUCACCACGAGACUUGGUGAAAGUGCACAAUGGCUGGUUGCUAUGCACAGUAACUGCUUGACACACACACAUAUGGAGAGGGAGGGAAAGAGAGGGAGGAACAGCCAGUCUUGGCUUUGAACAUCUAUGCACCUAAAAGCAUAUGGCAUUUUGUAAGCACUGAGAACAUAUUUUAAUCUAGAAGUUAAAAUUCUCUCUCCCGCUCUGCAUAUGCAUCUUAGUGAGAGUCUGUAUACAUGCAAAUGGACACCAAAUACUAGUGUACUAAUCUAAUUCCAUUUCUGCCUAUAUUGCUGAAUAUGUUUUGAGUUGCAUUUAUUCCAGAUUGGAUAUAAGAUCUUCCUAACAACACUUAAGUUUUAUUUUAUUUUAAAUGUUUACAAUUUAUUUAUUCCGUUUUAAAACCAUCCGUUUAGAUACCAGGAUGGUUGACAACAUUAAAAAAAAACACACCACUAUAAAAUUACAAUAUCCAUAUAAUAACAAUAACUAAAACAAAUGUUAAAAACUCUUUUAUUAUAUAUAUGUUUGGACUAGAUGACCCUUAGGCCACCUUCCAACUCUGAAAUUCUAUGAUAUCAAUGUAUAGAUACAGCAGCAGAUUCCACCAAUAACCUAAAACUUUACCAGACUACCAUUGCCUCUCAAAGGCCUGGAUAAAAAACAAGCAAUUCACUACGUCAGCCAAUGCAGAAGAAGUGAAUGAAUCUUCAGCAUUCUGCAAACCUGAGUCUUUGGACAGUGAUCUAUGGCUUUAAAAGGAGGGGCGUUAACAAGAAAUAUAUCUAUUUCCUCUGUGAACAUGUUGGAGGGGGACUUUAGGGUUGUAUUGAGUGCUCCUGGGAAGCGUGGAUUUAUUGGUGGCAAGCAAACCUCGAUUUCUAAUAGUAGUAAGCCAAUUGUUGAUAGGGGCCCAGCAGUACUUAUAUUGUCCAAGCUGGGAAGCAAAAUUGCUGUUGCAAAACUGGUUGGAUGCAGAGGAAUUGUGGGAGGCACAAGCUGGGGAACCCCCAAGGGAAGCCCCAGGGGAAGAAGGCUCAGAGCCAGGGGAUUGGUGGUGGGACAACAGUGUGGACAGACGGAAAAGAGGGAGAAGACUGGGAGGAGGAGGUGUCAGAAGCUGAAGAGGUAACAGGGUUUAGUGAGCUGGGAGAGUCUGUGGCAGAGAGCAGUUCAGAAUCAAGGGCAGAAGCUGAAUCAGAAGGGUAGGAUGAGGGAGGCAGAGGUGAGUCCGGCUGGAGAAGAGGCACAGACAUCUCCCUCUUCUGCUGCAACGUGUUCUCCUGCCCCCUGGUCUCCCAGAACCAGGAAAAGCACACUUUCCAAAACAAUAUGUGAAUUGAAUCACAGCCAUCCUUCAAAAUGUGCACUUCUCUGCAUUUUGCGAUGGAGUUGUCCGGUCAAGUAAUUUGUACGAAAACAGGUCUUCCAGAACAGAUCUGAUUAAUCAUUGUAAGGGCUGGUGACUGAACUACUUUUCUUAUACUUUAUUGUAGGUUUUUGGCGGCCUAGUCUGGAUCCUGGUGGCUUCCACUAAAGUUUCUGUGCUGAUGAGUCAAGGCUGGGUGAUGUUCGUCUCAGUGUUUUGCUUUGUAAUUUCAACAUUGCUUUUGUUCCUAUAUAUGUGUGGCGCUCAUGGAGGGAAGUCAGCUUGGGUUGCUGUGGUAAGUCUCUUUGGAGAGAUUAAAAUACCAGUAUACUCCCCCCCCUCAGCCCCAAAUACAGUGCUAUUUAUCCAUGCAUCAGGUGUCACAUCAUCUAAAUUUUGGUGGGAUAAGCAGAGGAAAAGGGUGCCAUAAAACUGGAGUUUAAACAAAUUACAGUUUCCAGUGUUCAAACACAAAGCAGGAAACUGUGCUUUGUGUAAAAAUGGAAGCCAGUGCUUCUAAACUCCUCCCUGCAGCUGUGAAGUGCAGUGUGUGGGCCUGAGUGUGAGCACUGUGGGGUGCUUCUCAUUAUAUCAGAACCAGCCUUAGUAUGCCAUGAGAAAUACAUUUAAACAGAGCCCAAAGUACCCACUCACAGAGGAGGCUACCUGCCAAACAUAGCUGUCAACUGUCCCUUAUUUGGCGGGAAAGUCCCUUAUCCCAGCGCCGUGUCCCGCUGCUGUCCCUUAUUGAUGAUGUCCCUUAAAUUUCCCGGGUUUCAAAGGAAGCAGCUCCUCUCCCUCCCUCCCUGCCGACCAGGGAGGAGGGAGGCUCCAACUGUGUUGCUUGGCUGCGUUGCUCACCCAGUAAGGAGUCUAAGAACGACUGGGGGGUGGAGCUUGCAUGCCUUGUGCCAAUCAAAUUGGCCACAUUGCCUGGGGACUCGCCUUUGCUCAGCGCUUCCCAGCGGAGAGGUGACGGUGUGGUUUUCCUUGCUGCUGUAUCCCUUUGCCGGGUUGCUGCGCUGUGGGAACCACCUCUUGAGGCUUUGUUUGGCUGCUGGCUGGGCUUUCUGCCUUUGGCUCGGAGGAGCUCAGAAGUUGAACAUGCCUGUGCUCCUUGGAAAAUCCCUUAUUUUGGCUGCUGAUCCCUUAUUUUCAAGGCUGCUGGUCCCUUAUUUUCAAAUCUGUAAGUUGACAGCUAUGCUGCCAAAUCUUAGUAUGAGUCGCUGCUCUGGAUUUGGCUCCAUUUAGUUCUGACGCAUGCCCAUUUCAGAGGCCCUGGCAGAUUCUUGUCCAGAAGUGCAUGAUCUUUGUGUGCUUUUGAAAAGCAUGGCACCGACUCUGCUCAGAAUACAGCAGUCAUCUCCUCCUGGAUACAAACUCUCCCUCUAAAGCUGUUAGUCAUGGCAGCGUAUCCUAUAAAACUGCCACUAAGCAAAACAAACUUCUCACCAGUGUCAGGUGUUCUCUGGCACAGGGAUACGGUGGGGACACCUUCUCUUGCAGUGGUCUUAGGGUCUUUGUGUUGUUUUCUUUUCCAGGAUGCUUUCUACCAGGUAAUUGCUUCUCUCUUCUACCUGAGUGCGUCAGUUGUGCAAGCCUAUACUACCUAUCAAAUGAAAUUUAUGGAACCUUUUAAAUACUACCAAAUAGAUAUUGCAGCAGUGGUGAGUAUAUGUCCUCGCUUACAAUACACACACACACACACACACACACACACACACACACAGUAUAUCUAUCUAUCUAUCUAUCUAUCUAUCUAAUCUUCUUCUUCUUCUUCUUUGGCGAUCACUCGUAGCCAAGUAAGAUUGUCUUCCAUAAACAUGGUUUUAACAAUGAGUCCGUAAAUGACUGUGGAGGCCAAUUCUGGAUCCACACGUCCUUCCACAGUGGGGACAUUGGUUUCUGGGUGGGAGUUGAUCACGGUGUGGAUUUGCCCAAAUGACUUGUGAAAAUUGCAGAGGACAAGUGCCUUUUUAAAGAAGCAUCACUGCCUUCCCUGGGGCAAAGGAUGAAUUGCCUCUGCCGUGACACAUGCGUGAAAUCACCUGAAAACAAUAUAUGCUGCCUAUAUGUUUGUUUCCAUUUGCAUGCAAGUGUGUGGUGUAGUGGACUAGGACCUGAGAGAACAGGGUUCAAAUCCCCACUGAGCCAUGAAGCCCACUGGGUGGGCUUGGACCAUAUAGAUUCACAAGUGACAUUGAAUUAAAGAGCAGCAUUGACAAAGCGACCAAUCAAAGUAAAUGAUAUAACUCCAGUCUCCCUCAGCCCAUCUAGUUGUGUUACAAAUCUACAGGAGCCGGGUUGCCCCCCAAGAUUGGGGGGGGGGGCCGGCGUGUGUGUGACAUCACACACGCCAUGGGUCGUGUGACAUCACACACGUCUUCCAAUGCCAUGCAAGCCAGACCGGCCCGGCCUAGUGUAAGUCUGCACCAGCCUGCAUGGUGUUGGGAGAUGCUGUGCAGGCUGGUUAAACCUUGUUCGUCGGUUCGGUCUCCUCUGCCCCCUCAAUAUUUGGGGGCUGAGCCCCCUGAGAAAGAAUAUUGAGAGGGCUGACAAAAACCUCUGCCCCCUAGAGUUGGCAUGCCUGUACAAAUCUAAGUCCCCAGCAUCAUAGAACAAUAAAAUUCAUAGUUGCCAAUCUUAAGGCAGUUGACAGGAUCCUCACUUAGUCCUUUAGCAAAGCUCACAAAGCGAGGCAGAUAGCAACCAAAAAGGAAGAAAUACCUUUAAAACACCUUUAAAAAACAACACGCCUUUGAUAUCAAUCCAAGGGGUUGGACAUUUCCAAUUCUAACCCCCCCCGGUCAAUUUUACAGUUGUUAUUCGGAGACCCACCUAAAACAUGGGGCUAUGAAUCGCCAUAAUCCACCUGGGAGGAGAAAAUAGGAGCGACUGGGACCCCAGCUGUUUUAGUGGGAUCCUUGACACACUUCCAGCCUUGAUUUGCCAAGACAAUUUAUUGCCUCGCUCUAGUUUAGGCAGCAUGGCUGCUUUUCUGCCAUUCUAAUCAUAACACCACAGUCCCCAGGAGCCUUAUCAUAAGUGGCAUGAAGGGUCCAAGCCGCUUGUAAAGGAGAGACACAGUCCUGGCACAAUGUCAUCCAUUUCGAUCCAUCAUGGCUGCCCUAUUGUGCCUAUAUAGGGUACCAUAAGUGCCGGGUGUGAUGCAUACGCAGGGCCUGGCAGGGCCCAGGUGAACACAGGCUGCAUACCUGAGGUAGGCCGGGCGAGAGACAAGAGCAAGCACAGCAAUACACACAGUAAUGUGGGAAAAGAUAUUACGGAGAGAUGCUCAGAAUUGCUCAUGAACUAGUUUUAGCAAAUCAACACACUGAACCCUCUUUGUUUCUCUUCUAGGUUUUUGCCUAUGCAGUCACAUUGACAUAUGUGAUCCACAUGGUGUUCUCGCUGCUGAGAUGGAAGUCCUCUUAAAAAAAUAAAUAAAUCUCUGAAUGUCUUUUUAAAUUUGAUUUUUGCAGGUGUAUUUGGUCAGUUACUCUCUAAGUGUAUCUAAAGGAUUGUCUUUCUUUGGAAAAUUUGUAUACACAACAGUGUACUUUUAUUGUAUGCCGACGAAAAAAUAAACAAAUCCUUGUUCAUCUCUUUUUAGCUUAACUCCCACCCCACUCCCUCCCCGAGUCUUGGUCAGAUAGCUUGAGGAACUGAAGAAACUGGGAAUAUCUCUUAAAUAUAUUUGUAUUAAAAAUGUCUUUUAUGUAAAUGGAGGUAAGGUUUGUACAAUAAAAAAGCUUCAAGUAAA
This is a messenger RNA of Podarcis lilfordi (Lilford's wall lizard), 24428 nucleotides long. NCBI's taxonomy places the organism in Eukaryota, Metazoa, Chordata, Lepidosauria, Squamata, Lacertidae. The record is from the annotation of a GenBank genome assembly.